Cotesia congregata is the source of this 525-nucleotide messenger RNA. The record is from the annotation of a GenBank genome assembly. Lineage: Eukaryota; Metazoa; Arthropoda; Insecta; Hymenoptera; Braconidae.
AUGUCAACGAUAUUACUGAAAGCUCAGGAUCCAAAUGAUUCGCAUAUCUCUGUCAAUGCAGGUACAGCUAGCUUCAAUAAUUCCUCGGAAAUGAACGAAAUACAAGAUGAAAAUAAUGUGUCUCUAGAAACCUCGGAUGAUUCUAAGAAAAUAAGUUGCAAGCGCUGGAGUGAAGAAGAACACAAUUCACUUCGUAAAUAUUUUGGUGAAUAUUUAAGAACCCAAACAUAUCCAACUUUGCCAUUUAUUAAGGAAGUUAAAGAAAAGUAUAAAAUCUUACCUAAUCGGAAUGAAGAUGCCAUUAAAACAAAAUUAAAAAUCAACUGGAAACAUAAAAAAAACAAUUCUAAAUUGACACAUAAGGUUGAAAAACUGAAAAACUCGGAAAGUGAUCUAGUUAAGCAGCACAAAAUGUAUAUAUUUGAUCCACACAUCAAGAAGGGACUUUUACCUACAAAAAAAGAGUGUGUAGAAGCUAAAAGAGCAGACAAAGUACUGAAAAAUGUUGAAGUUGAUUUAAUUCUC